CCUAAACCGACUCACGACCUUACCCAUAUCAGUAAGAUGGAAGACCAUAUCACCGGGAAGGUCUAGGUAUCUCGGGAGCAACAAGACAGGAGCAAGUUGUCCACUACGCCCGAGCAUCUGUCCAGAGUCUUGUAUAUUCCCUGCCAUUCCGACACGACCUCACAUUUGGCAUUAUACCAUAUCAACUCCCGGUGAGUCGAGGCCACUGGUGAUGGUCCCCCCUGUCGCAUAUACCGUCAAGUUUAUCACAAGGGACAAUGACAAUAUCGUCGGGAAGUUAGAGUAUCAUGUUCAACCGGAUCCGACAGUGACGGAUAGUGCCCAGGUGGACAUGACAAUUCGUAAAACUGAUGAAGAGGCCUGCUCGUUCAAAUUAAGCAGCAACAGCGCCAGUGCAGCAGCCAACUGACCCAGUGGCUAUCAGCACUUCCUUACCCAUUCCGCCGUCAGAGACCCAAGGCGGGAUAAUCAUGCUUCCCUGCUUUCAUUUCAAAAUGGCUUUCGGGUCGACGAUGACUCGGUUCGACUGACAAGUCGAUCCAGUUGAGAAUGAACCGCUGCGAUAUGCCCUAUUUCGCAGGCCUGUGGAGGAAGACGAAACAAAAAGCUUUGAAGAUGAUCAAGAAAACCUAUUUGGGUCACCCUGAGAGGGAGUUAAUGAGGCGAUGGUACUAUGAGAUCC
This is a messenger RNA of Aspergillus novofumigatus IBT 16806, 682 nucleotides long. Lineage: Eukaryota; Fungi; Ascomycota; Eurotiomycetes; Eurotiales; Aspergillaceae. The record is from the annotation of a RefSeq genome assembly.